Adineta ricciae is the source of this 462-nucleotide messenger RNA. NCBI's taxonomy places the organism in Eukaryota, Metazoa, Rotifera, Eurotatoria, Adinetida, Adinetidae. The record is from the annotation of a GenBank genome assembly.
AUGCAGCAAAAAGAUUCAAAAUUGACCGAAAAAGAUUUGGAAUUAAUUGAAGAAGCCAAACGUACAUCAACUCGUCUUCAUAAACCACAUUUUCAUGUUGUUGUCAGUGCUCUGCGUACUUUACCUUCCACCGAUAAAAUUUAUACCGGUAUUCAUAUUGAAUCAAGUCAACCGCUAUGUGGUGAAGUUAGUGCGAUAUGUUCAAUGAUCAAUCAUGGACAUCAAAUGAACGAACUCGAUACUAUUGUCGCGUUAGCCGGCGAUGAUAAGGAGAAAGAUCGAUUUCGAUUAUUUAGUCCAUGUGGGAGAUGCCGAGAAUUAAUUGGUGAUUGUAAUGGAAAAACAAGAGUUAUUGUUGGAACUAUCGAAGAACCAUUUGUUAUGAAUAUUGAACAAUUAAUGCCGUUAAAAUGGACAGACGUGGAAAACGAAUAUUGGGCGAAACGAGCACAAUCCGAGUAA